AUGGGAACUGGCUUUUACUUGACAAACGUACCUGCUGGCUAUCCAGGUCCUGAUGGGGCUUUCUACUGUGUUACCGAAGCGGACGUUGGAAAAUUUGAUAAUGCGGCCAAAAAAUGGGUUCCAGAAAUUUGCACAAGAACUAAUUACCUUGGAGAUAUUGUGAUAGAGGAAUUAUGGGUCGGAGACAGCGAAGCCGUCUUGGAGUGGGUCGGGUCAGAGAUGGAAAACCCCGAAAAGGCCUUGCGCUUCGAAUAUGCCAUAUAUGCCGGCGAGGGUCUGCAAAUGGCUAUUCCAGAUCAAGUGCUAAGCGACGAUGAUUCGGGUUUAUGGGCUCCCACACGCCUCCCCAUACACAUACACAUCGAGAAGGCUACCGCUCGACCCGGUCAAAUCGACAUCCUGGCUCUGCAAUCGAAUACGUACGGAGGAGGAUCUGUGGUUGCGGCCCCAAUGGCCCAGCCAGAUGCAGAGCCCGUCGAAGAGUACGAAUAUGAGGGCCUGCCACCGAACUUUUCGCUGUUGCAGAACAUGACCGCGGGCGCAUUUGCCGGCAUAGCUGAACACACGGUCAUGUACCCCAUUGAUGCUAUCAAGACCCGGAUGCAAAUCCUCAAUCCGACGCCCUCGGCAGUCUACAAUGGCAUGAUACAGGGAGGUUACCGGAUAGCUACGGGCGAGGGCUUCCUCAGUUUAUGGAGAGGCAUGUCUAGUGUGGUCGUCGGAGCCGGUCCCGCCCACGCGGUUUACUUUGCGACAUAUGAAGCUGUCAAGCAUGUCAUGGGAGGCAAUCAAGCUGGUGUCCAUCAUCCUCUUGCGGCAGCUACCAGUGGGGCUUGUGCAACUAUUGCUAGUGACGCCCUAAUGAACCCCUUUGACGUCAUCAAGCAGCGCAUGCAAAUCCACAAUUCGAGCAAGAUGUAUAAAUCCAUGUUCGACUGCGCCAGAUAUGUAUACCGAAGCGAAGGAGUUUCAGCUUUCUACGUCUCUUACCCUACCACCCUCUCCAUGACCGUCCCUUUCACUGCCCUCCAGUUCCUAGCCUACGAGUCCAUAUCCACCGUGAUGAACCCCUCGAAGAACUACGACCCGAUGACGCAUUGCUCUGCGGGUGCCGUGGCUGGAGGAUUCGCGGCUGCACUUACAACCCCCAUGGACGUUGUCAAGACGAUGCUGCAGACGAGGGGAACGGCGAAGGAUCCGGAGUUGAGAGCGGUUAACUCAUUCAUGUCUGGUGCACGGUUGUUGCGCCGAAGGGAGGGCCUGAUGGGAUUUUUCAAGGGUGUCAAGCCGCGAGUGGUAACUACCAUGCCAAGCACGGCGAUCUGCUGGUCGGCUUAUGAGGCUUGCAAGGCAUACUUCAUCAAGCAGAACGAUACCGUCGUCUGA
Drepanopeziza brunnea f. sp. 'multigermtubi' MB_m1 is the source of this 1386-nucleotide messenger RNA. RefSeq lists its product as uncharacterized. Gene Ontology annotation, biological process: iron import into the mitochondrion. Gene Ontology annotation, cellular component: mitochondrial membrane. Lineage: Eukaryota; Fungi; Ascomycota; Leotiomycetes; Helotiales; Drepanopezizaceae. The record is from RefSeq and is a predicted model, not a curated record. Gene Ontology annotation, molecular function: ferrous iron transmembrane transporter activity.